This is a messenger RNA of Tetrapisispora phaffii CBS 4417, 285 nucleotides long. It is a transcript of the gene QCR8, whose product is annotated as ubiquinol--cytochrome-c reductase subunit 8. The transcript has a single exon. Bases 1 to 285 code for a protein of 94 amino acids. Lineage: Eukaryota; Fungi; Ascomycota; Saccharomycetes; Saccharomycetales; Saccharomycetaceae. Gene Ontology annotation, biological process: mitochondrial electron transport, ubiquinol to cytochrome c. The record is from RefSeq and is a predicted model, not a curated record.
AUGAGUCCUCCUGGUGCUAAAACUUACAUGGGUUGGUGGGGUCAUAUUGGUUCUCCUAAACAAAAGGGUAUCACCUCCUAUGCUAUCUCUCCAUACGCUCAAAAACCAUUGAAUGGUGCUUUCAAGAACGCUUUUUUCAAUUCUUUUAGAAGAUUCAAGUCUCAAGUUUUGUUUGUUGCCAUACCAGCAGGUAUCUAUUGGUAUUGGUGGACUAACAGUAGGGAAUACAAUGAAUAUCUAUACACCAAAGCUGGUAGAGAAGAGCUAGAGAGGAUCAAUGUUUAA